UGUGUGUGUAUGUCAGAUCUGUUUGCCAACCGUUUACGGUUUAUAAAUAAGUCGAUGAGUCUUGAAAGACAGAUUCGAGGAUGGGAAUUCAAUUUACCAGCGUAGCUCAAGAGGACCAGUUUUGAUUGAAAUAUAGAAACGAACGCGACAAGUGCGAUACAAUGAAAUUCGCGGAACACUUGGGCGCUCAUAUAACUCCGGAAUGGAGAAAACAGUACAUUAAUUACGAGGAAAUGAAGGCCUUGUUGUACGCUGCGAUCGAACAAGCUCCAGCGGUAGAAGCUAUCGAACCGCAUGUUUUGGAAAGGUAUUUCAGUAAAUUUGACGAAACUUUCUUUCACUAUUGUGACAAGGAGCUGGCAAAAAUCAACACGUUUUAUUCAGAGAAGUUGGCGGAGGCGAUGCGUAGAUACGCAACCCUUACAAGUGAGCUGAGUGGAGUUCAAACCGUCGUCGACGAAGUGAAAUCCGGUGGCCAUAAAGGCCCGUAUAAUGGACGCAUUAUUCACAAGAAGCCAGUACCGGCGCGUAAGAUUCGGGAAUUGAAACUUGCCUUUUCCGAGUUUUAUCUUUCGCUGAUACUGCUUCAAAAUUAUCAAAAUCUGAACUUCACCGGGUUCAGAAAAAUCUUGAAGAAACAUGACAAAUUGUUAAACGUUGAAGUAGGGUCGAAAUGGAGAGCAGAGCACGUCGAGGGCGCGUUAUUUCAUAUUCACAAAGACAUCGACAGACUGAUUGGUGAAACGGAGGCAGUAUUCACCCGCGAUUUAGAACACGGUGAUCGUCAACGAGCAAUGAAACGUCUACGUGUCCCGCCCUUGGGAGAGCAACUCUCGCCCUGGAUAACGUUCAAAGUCGGCCUCUUUUCCGGGGCCUUUGUAGUCCUACUCGUGGCCGUCGUGCUUUCCGGGGCCUAUAACAACGACAGAAGUGACUGGAGGGUACUGUGUAGGCUCUACCGUGGUCCGUUCUUGAUGAUACAAUUCUUUUUUCUCAUGGGAAUAAAUGUUUACGGAUGGAGAUCCUCAGGGGUUAACCACGUGUUAAUCUUCGAAUUAGACCCACGAAACCAUUUGUCGGAGCAGCACAUCAUUGAAAUGGCGAGUAUUUUUGGAAUCGUUUGGACCUUGUCGGUGCUCGGCUUUUUGUACAGCGACAAUUUAGGAGUCUCCCCAUUUGUACAGCCGGUUCUGCUGUAUGCAGGAUUAAUGGCAUUCCUUUUCAACCCGACGAAAACUCUGCGACACGAGGCUAGAUUUUGGGCGUUGCGAGUCAUGGGGCGAAUAUUUUGUGCACCAUUCUUUUACGUGGGAUUCGCCGACUUUUGGCUUGCCGAUCAGCUCAACUCCCUUCAAACCGUCUUCCUUGAUUUGCAGUACUUUGUCUGUUUCUAUACGAAGAACUCGUCAUGGACCAGAGUUACGGAUGCGGAAGUCUGUAUAUUACACGAGCACUCGAUGAGGCCUUUCGUGGCCUGUCUGCCGGCGUGGUUCCGAUUCGCUCAGUGCCUAAGACGGUACAGGGAUACGAAAGAAAUUUUCCCUCACCUGGCAAACGCAUCGAAAUACGCUACGAGCUUUUUCGUCGUCAUCUUCUCAUACCUUCAUCUCGCGUACGCCAAUCGUUACCAAACAACAACGCAGAACCCGUAUUUCUACCUCUGGGUUGUCGCGAGCGUUGUUAGUUCCUGCUUCGCCUAUACUUGGGACGUUAAAUUAGACUGGGGCCUACUCGAAGUGCGAAAAGGCGAGAACAAGUUUCUUCGCGAAGAGAUUGUUUACUCCUCGCCGUAUUACUACUACUUUGCGAUCGUUGAAGAUUUUAUCCUCCGAUUUGGUUGGGCAUUUUCAUUAUCUCUCACCGAAAUGGGCUACGUGCAUGCCGAUCUGAUGGUCUCCAUCGUUGCACCCUUAGAAGUAUUCAGAAGGUACAUGUGGAAUUAUUUGCGACUGGAAAACGAGCACCUCAACAACGUUGGAAAGUUUCGAGCGGUAAGAGACAUUUCGAUUGGACCAAUGCGUUAUGACGAAUUUACUGAUCGGGGACCCGAGGGUGCCAUGCGUCUUAUGGACGCGGCUGAUGACGACGGCGACGAAGACAGCUGCGACGGUGUGCGGUGAUAACGAAGUGGAAGAACCUGAAACGGGAAGACGAUCUCAAUUCUAAAAUAUUACAAAUUUUCUGCGUAGGUUUAAUUAAGUGCAUGAGGCGUCCUCCACCAAUUCAGUAACUUUUCUUUGUUAUUCUCUCGGAUCUGUGCCAUAAUUGGUUAUAUAGUAGUACAGUACUACAAGGUACUCUCCGUGAAUUUUUUAUGAUUUUUUAAUUUACUCGUUUCGGAGUUGGUUUUUUUUCUUCCUUGAAACCCGUAUACCAGGAAAGCUUGAUCGAUCUUCCGUGAUAUACGGGUUUUAAAAAAAAAAUAAGCCAUUUCCGAAACGAGUUAUUCGAAAAAUCUGAAACAUUUCACAGAGAGUAUCUUUGGGUAAUAAUACUAUGUAACCAAUUAUGGAACAGAUUCGAGAGGAUAAAAAAAAAGUCGCUGAUUUGGUGGAGCGCGCCUCAUACAUUUAUCUGUAUUCUGUAAUGGAAACACAAGCCUGGCUUAUACAUGUAUAUAAAUAUCGUACAACAUCAGCUAACUGCACGUUUUGCCUUUUGUUACGUUGUUAAUAAUAUUACCAUCGUGAUAUACACAAUAAUACGUAAUUUUGUUCGGAAUAUAUAUUGUUUGUAUAAUAUUCAGCUAAUCUAUAUAAACGAUUGGAUUG
Molecule: messenger RNA, 2771 nt
Organism: Neodiprion fabricii
Lineage: Eukaryota; Metazoa; Arthropoda; Insecta; Hymenoptera; Diprionidae
Product: xenotropic and polytropic retrovirus receptor 1-like
Exons: 11
Coding region: 162-2120 (652 amino acids)
Biological process (GO): phosphate ion transport; cellular response to phosphate starvation
Cellular component (GO): Golgi apparatus; plasma membrane; cytoplasm
Molecular function (GO): inositol hexakisphosphate binding
Source: RefSeq, a predicted model, not a curated record